AUGAAGAUUGUUGCUUGGAAUGUACGAGGUGCGGGUAAAAAUAGUUGUGCAAGCACUAUCAAGGAUUUAAAAAAAGCUUUUAACAUUGAUAUUCUUGCUGUCUUGGAGCCUAGAAUAAGUGGGCCUAGGGCCCUUACUGUUGCUCAAAACUUGGGUUUCUCUCACUAUCACAUUGUUGAUGCUACUGGUUUUUUUGGGGGUGUUUGGUUACUGUGGAAUGGUAACUCUGUGUCUCUCCAUGUUGUUGCCCAUUCCAGUCAAUCUAUUACUGCUUUAGUGACUUUGGGGAAUCAAUGGUGGCUCCUCACUGUGGUGUAUGCUAAUCCCUGCUCGCGAAUUAGAGAAUCCUUGUGGAAAUACUUUGAUGGCCUUGCUUGUGCCUCCCACUUGCCAUGGCUGGUCCUAGGUGAUUUUAAUGACAUUGCUAGUGCGGGUGAAAAAUGUGGAGGCAACCUGGACCUGGGUGGCAGAAGCUUUGUUGAAUGGAUUGAUCGUAAUCAACUUGUGGACUUGGGUUUCUUUGGUGCUAAAUUUACGUGGUGCAAUAAGAGAAAUGCUGAGGGUAUUAUUUGGAAAAGGCUUGAUAGGGGUCUGUGCAACAUAAAUUGGCGGCUUUUAUUCCCAGAGGCUCAUCUAUCUUAUCUUCCUAGAGUGAACUCUGACCACUGCCUUGUUCUGGUCUCUCUUGAUUCCAACCAUUAUCCUGCCAGAGGUUGUACUCCUUUUAGGUUCCAAGCAAUGUGGAUGUCUCACCCCGAUUUUCCUAAGUUUAUUCAUGCUAAUUGGAGUAUUGGAGAUGGACAUGCUAGUCAAAAAUCUGCUCGCCUCAAGUCCUCUCUUAUUUCUUGGAACCGCCAAGUGUUUGGUUGCUUAUUCCAGAAAAAAAGAAGGCUCCUGACUCGGCUUGCCAGUAUCCAAAGGAAGCUGUGUUGGGGGCACAAUCCCUACCUUUGUGACCUUGAAAAUGAAUUAACCAAGAACUACAAUAUGCUUCUUGAGCAAGAAGCUCUUCUGGUUGCAGAAAUCAAGAAAUACAUGGCUUAA
Prunus persica (peach) is the source of this 1044-nucleotide messenger RNA. RefSeq lists its product as uncharacterized. The transcript has a single exon. Lineage: Eukaryota; Viridiplantae; Streptophyta; Magnoliopsida; Rosales; Rosaceae. Gene Ontology annotation, molecular function: catalytic activity. The coding region runs from base 1 to 1044 and encodes 347 amino acids. The record is from RefSeq and is a predicted model, not a curated record.